UGCAUUCUUGCAUUCGCAUGUAUUAACGGCACACACACGCACGCACGCACACACACUCUAAAUCUAUAAUUGCAUCUAUGCAUAUGAACAUCACGGACGCUGGAAAGGUAUCUGAGCGCAUGUGGGGAGGAGACAUUAUUCUACAUCACAUCACACGGCGUUACAUGGCGUCCUUUCCAGCGACGCACUUGCUCGCGUUCUCCGUUUCUGACCCACAGGAUCGUACAUGUUUUGACUUGGACGCGCUGAUUUGAGUCCGUCAUCAUUGCGGACACAUUGCAACAUGCAUUGAUGCGCUGACGCGAAGGCUAUGGGUUCAGGUGCAUCCCAUCCGAAUAUUGCCAUCAUCGGAGAUUUUUCAGUAGCACCAUUCCGAUAUGCGAGGUGUGUGGGAUGUAAAUAAAAGAAGCGCAUGAUGUGGCUUUCCCUCGAGGAUGCUUGCUGAUGGACAGACCUAUGAUUUUAAGACUGACAUUCUUCUGGAAAUAAAAAAGAAGAAUUUGGAACACACAAUCAUUUUACCUUCUGGAUAUCAGCAAAUCUGUCAGGCCAGAGUAUGCCAUCUGCACCAACUUACAGAAUCCUACGACCCCUCCUGCUUGGUAUCUUUUUACUAGGAUGCUUUGUGACUUUGUUUUUAAUGUACAUCAAACCAUCUACGAGCUGGUUGUCAGGCCCGGUCGAGUCAGAAACGUCCACAGCCCGAGUGAAGAGCCUCCUGUCCACCCGAAGUGAACAGAACCAGACCACCAUCCUGGUCUGGCUUUGGCCUUUCGGCGAAACCUACGACCUGAACGUCUGCAGCUCUUUGUUCACCAUCGAUGGCUGCUUUAUCACGGCCGACCGAAACCUUUACAACAAAUCCGACGCUGUGGUCAUACACCACAGGGACAUCACCAGCGACCUGUCCAACAUGCCGCCGGCGUACCGGCCUACGUUGCAGAGAUGGAUUUGGAUGAACUUCGAAUCACCUUCGCAUUCAUCUCAGUUACCUGGAAUUGAAAACUUGUUUAAUUUAACUCUAAACUAUCGGCAGGAUGCUGAUAUAGAAGUGCCUUACGGAUCAAUUGUCGCAGCCCAAGGAGAGGAGGACUUUGUGCCGCCAAGCAAGAACAAGCUGAUUUGCUGGAUCGUCAGCAAUUGGAAUCCAGAUCACGUCAGAGUGAAAUACUACAAUGAACUUUACAAGCACAUCGAGGUUCACGCGUACGGACAAGCGUUCGGCGAGUACAUUUCCGACCAGGACUAUUUCCCUACAAUUGCGAGCUGCAAAUUCUAUUUGGCAUUCGAAAACUCUAUUCACAAAGACUAUAUCACUGAGAAAUUGUACAACCCGCUUUCCGUCGGCACCGUACCCGUGGUGCUCGGACCACCAAGGGAGAACUAUCAGAACUUUGUGCAGGGAAACGCUUUCAUUCACGUCGAUGACUUCCCGUCUCCGAAGGAGCUGGCUGAUUACCUCCUGUUCCUUGACAAAAAUGAGGAGCUUUACCUGAAGUACUUUGACUGGCGUAAACACUUUAAGGUGAAAAAGGCGUACUUCUGGGCCGAGCACACGUGUCUGGCUUGCGAUUACGUCAGAAGGCACAAUGAGUACAAAGCAAUUAACAAUCUCGACAAGUGGUAUUGGGGUUGAUCCAUAACUAGGCCACUGGACCAGAUUAACAAAAGUUGCUUGACAAUAAGAGCUUCAUGUAACUUGAUUCAAAUGAGGGUCUGUUGUGAGCACUUACAGACUUUUAUUUUUGUAAGAUGUCCCAAAGUAGAUGUACAUUUACUUCGUGUUCGGUUUCACACAUUCUGGAUGCAAAUAUGCAGUUUAGAGUUUAAUAAUAAGUGUGUAUUUAUUUGGAAAGCUGAUUUUGACCAAAAUGCACAAAUUCAUUUAAAGGCAUAGUUCACCCAGAAAUGAAAAAUCUGGCAUCGUUUAUGCAACUUCUUGUCGUUCCAACCCUGUAUGACUUUUUUUUUCUUCUGUGGAAGACAAAAGAUGAUAUUUUGGAUUAGGGCUAGCAAACGAUUAAUUGCAUACAAAAUAAAAGUUUGAGUUUGCCUAAUAUAUGUGUAAUUAUUCUGUAUAUAUAAAUACACACAAAUUAAUGUAUGUAUUUAAGAGAAAUAUGUACAAAAUAUUUUUAUUUAAAAAAUUAUAAAUACAUGUACUUGUAAAUAUUUCUUAAAUAUAUACAUGAAUGUGCUUGUAUUUAUAUAUGCAUAAUAAUUACACACAGUGCACACACUUAUAUUAGGCAAACUCAAACUUUUAUUUUGUAUUUGAUUAAUUGUGAUUAAUCAUUUGCCAGCCCUAUUUUUGGAUGCAAAUCGUGCAUUUUAGAGUUGAAUACGAACAUGUUUAUUUGGAAAGAAGAUUUUGGCGAAAUGCACAAAAUGCAUUUAAAGGAACAGUUCAACCAAAAAUGAAAAUUCUGCCAUCAUUUACACAUAAUCAUGUCGUUUCAAACGUGUAUGACUUUAUUUAUUCUGGGGAACAUAAAAGAAGAUAUUUUGAAGAGUGUUUCUUUAUUUUUUCGUUCUGUGGCAGAAACAAAAAAGCAGUUGAGACACAACCUCAGAAUUCUAAGAAACAGAAAUGUGAGAUGGAAACUCAAAACUUUGAGAUUUUUUUUUUAAUUCUGAGAAUUGGGCUUUCAUAAUU
Labeo rohita (rohu) is the source of this 2656-nucleotide messenger RNA. It is a transcript of the gene fut9a, whose product is annotated as fucosyltransferase 9a. Gene Ontology annotation, cellular component: membrane. Gene Ontology annotation, molecular function: alpha-(1->3)-fucosyltransferase activity. The record is from RefSeq and is a predicted model, not a curated record. The transcript has 3 exons. NCBI's taxonomy places the organism in Eukaryota, Metazoa, Chordata, Actinopteri, Cypriniformes, Cyprinidae. The coding region runs from base 557 to 1636 and encodes 359 amino acids.